This is a messenger RNA of Andrographis paniculata, 1678 nucleotides long. Its product is annotated as NAD-dependent protein deacylase SRT2. Bases 149 to 1309 code for a protein of 386 amino acids. The transcript has 11 exons. Gene Ontology annotation, molecular function: NAD+ binding; NAD-dependent protein lysine deacetylase activity. NCBI's taxonomy places the organism in Eukaryota, Viridiplantae, Streptophyta, Magnoliopsida, Lamiales, Acanthaceae. The record is from RefSeq and is a predicted model, not a curated record.
CAUCCACCCAUUGUGUUUCAGCUCACCUCUCCAAUUCCAAGCAAUCCAACUGCCCGAUUAAUUUGCUUUCUGCGGUUAUACCACAUCCUCACAUUCCUCCUCCGGUCAAUAUACAAAAUUCUUAUUCAGGACCCGAAAAUCAAGAUUCAUGAUCGCUCCGCGCUCCCUGCACCGCCCCUUCAUUUCCAAUUUCGGGGCUGGGAGAAAGUUUCUCAGGACAUUGUUGAAUGAUUCUGUUCAUAUAACUAGUAGGAAUGGAAAAGCUUUAUGGAGGCCUAGAUUUUUGUGUUCUCAACCUUCUCCAAAGUAUGUGCAGAGAACCUACCAGAUCUCACCUUCUGGAGCUUCAAUGGAAAAUAAAGAAAUUCCUAAAAACUUUUUAAGAGACAAAUUGAUGGUUCCUAAUUCAGAUCCUCCGAAAGACGAUGAUGUUGGUCUUCUGUAUCAGUUCUUUGACAAAAGCUCAAAGCUUGUUGUCUUGACUGGAGCUGGAAUAAGUACAGAGAGUGGAAUUCCUGAUUACAGAAGCCCAAAUGGAGCCUACAGUACUGGUUUCCGGCCAAUUACCCAUCAGGAAUUUCUUCGUUCCAAUCAUGCCCGAAGGCGUUAUUGGGCUAGGAGCUAUGCAGGAUGGAGAAGAUUUACUGCAGCACAGCCAGGACCAGCACAUGUUGCCUUAGCUUCUCUAGAGAAAACUGGGCUUAUAAGUUAUAUGAUGACACAGAAUGUAGACCGGCUGCAUCAUCGAGCUGGCAGCAACCCUCUUGAGUUGCAUGGGACUGUUUAUGUAGUUGUUUGUACAGAUUGUGGGUUUUCUCUUUCUCGAACAUUAUUUCAGGAUCAAGUGAAAACUCUUAAUCCUAAGUGGGCAGAAGCUAUUGAAAGUCUGGAUUAUGACAGCCGUUCCGACAAGAGCUUUGGAAUGAAGCAAAGGCCAGAUGGGGAUAUUGAGAUUGAUGAGAAGUUCUGGGAGGAGGAAUUCCAUAUCCCUAAUUGUCAGAAAUGCAAUGGAAUACUAAAACCUGAUGUUGUGUUUUUUGGGGAUAAUGUUCCAAAGGGUAGGGCAGAUAGAGCAAUGGAAGCCUCAAAACAAUGUGAUGCUUUCCUUGUACUAGGUUCAUCGCUGAUGACCAUGUCUGCUUUCCGUCUUGUCAAGGCUGCUCAUGAGGCUGGUGCUUCUACUGCAAUUGUAAAUGUUGGUGUCACCAGGGCUGAUGAUUUUGUUCCCUUGAAAAUUAAUGCUCGACUAGGCGAAAUAUUACCGAGAUUACUUUCAGUUGGAUCCCUUGGCAUCCCCCCUACCAUGUAGCACAUUCACGAAAUCUAGUUUGCAAAUUUCAAACUAAAGCCGAUGUUUGCCAUAGAGAAUGUCAUGAAUAUGGAGACAAACCAUAGGGAGAUGGGGCACAUGAGGGAAGAUCAAUAAAUCUGCUAGUCGUGCACACGAGGAGUAUUGUUAUUAUUAUUAUUGUUACUUUUUUUUUUUGUCAAUGUCCAUAUAUGUUGUCUUAAAUUACAAUUAGGAGACUCAUGUUCUGCCCCAGCAAAAUCAAUGAGGCAAAAUCCUUCUGCUCAAUAAAUAUAUAUAGACUGGCAAUAUGCAGAACUGGGAGCCACAAAUGUACCAUAAUAUGGAAUAACUUGAUAUUGUAAUAUGCAGAAUUGUUCUCAUUUAUUA